CUCGCGCGCUCCUCCCCUCCAUCAUAUCCCGUCAGCUAGCUAAGCAGUAGGCAGCAGCAACACCGCCUUCUUCUUCCUCCUCCGAUCGAUAGAAUUAAAACCACCGUAUAGCUAGCUAGAGCUAGGCACCUGCCGAGGCACAGACAUCAUAUCAUAUAUCAUAUAUCAUAUAUAGACGCAUUGCAGGCAGGCACGGCGGCGCAGCCUCGCCAACGUGCACCGCCUGCCAUGAGAAAAGCCACCAUCUUUCUCAUGGCGCUCGCCCUCACGCUCAUCCCCCAUGAGCAAACGGUGGCGACGCCGCCGCAGCCUCUUCCCCUGCAGCUGAGGAGAAGUCGCUUCCUUGCUGCCAACAACGUCAACUUCUCGCCGCCGCCGCCGCCGUCGUUCUACGACUGCAGCAAGAAGCCUCCAUCCAUCUGCCUCUCGCCCGGGAGCCCCGGCGCGACGUGCUGCAGGGGCACAUGCGUCGACACCGAGUACAGCUCGCAGCACUGCGGCAACUGCAACAAGAUGUGCAAGCUCGCGCAGGCCUGCUGCCAGGGGAAUUGCGUCAACACCCUCACCGACGAGAAGAACUGCGGCGGAUGCGGCGUCAAGUGCAGAACCAAGUGCACCAACGGCUACUGCGACUACGCGGCGUGAUGCGGGCAAGAGACGACAGCGCACAUAUAUCUUAUAUAUAUAGACACGUACGAAAGCAAUUUCUGCAUCCUCCAACGACACAAGAAAUAAAAAAAGGGUAUAUAUAUGCUACGUUUAAAUUCCCAUUGUUGUUCAAAACAAAACAUUUCGAUUAUAUUAUUGUUGAGCUCCUGCUAUAUUAUAUACUAUUACAGAAUAAAAAAGCUAGCUAGCUAGGGUCAAAA
Messenger RNA from Zea mays, 869 nucleotides. RefSeq names its product stigma-specific STIG1-like protein 4. The record is from RefSeq and is a predicted model, not a curated record. NCBI's taxonomy places the organism in Eukaryota, Viridiplantae, Streptophyta, Magnoliopsida, Poales, Poaceae. The transcript has a single exon. The coding region runs from base 229 to 645 and encodes 138 amino acids.